AUGAUAACUCCUAGAUGGAAACGGCUCGUGAGAUUCAUCGCAGAAGAUGAUUGGAGGGAAUACAUCGGCGAACCAGCCGACGAGACUGUCGACGUUGGAGCUGCCUUGGCCGCAUCCCUCCCCGUACCGGUACGGGUUUUCACUGGAACCUCAGCCCUGGACGCCUCAGCAGAGCCAACAUCGAGGAUCCUCAACAUCCAGAAACUUCUUCCGCCCCUGACACGCAAAGAAAUCGGCACGAUCCGCUGUAUUGGUCUCAACUACCGCAAGCACGCCAAAGAGAUGAACCUCGAACUCCCAGAACAUCCAACUCUCUUCUUCAAACCCGCAAGCUGCCUCAACGCGUCAAACGCACCACUUCUCAUCCCUCAUCAAGCAACAGAUCUUCAAGCGGACUACGAAGCUGAGCUAGCUGUCAUCAUUGGCCGCGACGCGAGAAACGUCAGCGUGGAGGACGCCAUGGACUACGUGCUCGGUUACACGUGCUCCAACGACGUCACGGCGCGAAAGCAUCAGUUCGCUGGUGCUCAAUGGGGUUUCGGGAAAGGAUUCGACGGCUUUGCUCCGACGGGACCGUGUAUCGUCAGCGCGAGCAGCCUUCCAGACCCUUCAGUCAUUGAGCUGAAGACCGUCCUCAACGGCGAGGUGAUGCAAGAGGGUAGAGGGGACGACAUGAUCUUUUCAAUUGCCGAGAUCGUGGCAUAUUUGUCUCAAGGCACGACGCUGGAGGCCGGGACUGUGAUCAUGACGGGCACUCCUCACGGGAUUGGUGUGAGUAGAACUCCGCCUGUUUUCUUGGCUCCUGGGGAUGACCUUCGCAUCGUGAUGAGCCACGGCCUAGGAAGUUUGGUUAAUAAGGUGGAAUACGAGGAGAAACCCCGGAAGAAUAUGAUAGGGGCAAACGGAGUUAAAGCGGUGAACGGUGUGAAUGGAGUGAAAGAAGUCAAGAUCAAUGGACUCCAUUAA
Colletotrichum paranaense is the source of this 966-nucleotide messenger RNA. Its product is annotated as fumarylacetoacetate hydrolase. The record is from RefSeq and is a predicted model, not a curated record. Bases 1 to 966 code for a protein of 321 amino acids. The transcript has 3 exons. Gene Ontology annotation, molecular function: acetylpyruvate hydrolase activity. NCBI's taxonomy places the organism in Eukaryota, Fungi, Ascomycota, Sordariomycetes, Glomerellales, Glomerellaceae.